AAUUGGGUUUAUUACUAAGACACAGUAAUCUCUGACGUCUCUGGGGAAAUAAUAAAAGUGUCACAAUUCCAUGAGUUACAAGAACAUUUCCUGUUACUUUGCUUAAUGUUCGGUGCCCAGGAGGAGUAAAUCACAGGGAGAAGAGAUAUCUUCUUACACUGGGACGUAGGAAACAGCUCUCAACAGUGCAGAAAUGGCAGGGCCCCCAGUGAUACCCCCAGGUCUGGAGAACCUUGUGCAGAUGGACGAGAUCAGGAUCAAACAGACACGACGCAGCACAUUUCAGAGCUACUGCACAUAUGAUCUUCUAGCCCCAAAUGGGGCAUUGCUGUACCAGGCUGAGGAGAGACGGGAAUGCUGUGGUCCUAGAAUUGAUGUAUCAGUCCAGAACCCCCAUGGGCAACAUGUUCUUUUGCUUCUUCUGCCUUCCUCUUAUUGUUCCUGGGAAACUCAGUUGCAGGUCUCUUCGGGCUCUGGGACCCUCCUUGGGUUCAUCGAUAGGAGUUGGUCGACUAUGAACUUCACUAUCUUGACACCCACCGGAGAGAAAUCCCUGAAAGUGCAAGGCCCGGGCUGGGGCGGUGGGUUCAUGUCUGAUGCCAACUUCCAGGUGAUCAUGUACAACAGCCAGGCAGCUUUAGGCUUGAUUACUCGUGUUUGGAGAGGGAUGAAGAAGGAAUUCAUGAGUCCCAAUGACUAUUACACAGUCAAGUUCCCCCGUGACCUGGAUGUAAAGGUGAAAGCUCUGCUGGUGGCCUGCACCAUUUAUAUUGAUUUUCUGCAUUAUGAAGAAAGAAAUCGCAGCUCCUAACUGACCCCCUACACUGGAGAGAACCAGAGCAUGUCUGUCCACUGGAGACCCCAUUUGGGGCAAAUGGAAAUUUUGGGGGUCACAAUGAGCUCAUCCCCCGCCCCACUCAGAUCUGUCAUCCGUGUAUUUGUUAUUGUUGCACCAUGCGGGGUCUCGUUAUCUUUUACUAUGUUAUAGAAUGGCCAAUUCUCAGUAACUUUUCAAUUGGUCUACUUUAUUUUUUAUAGUUUUUUUAAU
Messenger RNA from Xenopus laevis (African clawed frog), 1048 nucleotides. It is a transcript of the gene plscr4.L, whose product is annotated as phospholipid scramblase 4 L homeolog. The coding region runs from base 194 to 811 and encodes 205 amino acids. Lineage: Eukaryota; Metazoa; Chordata; Amphibia; Anura; Pipidae. Gene Ontology annotation, molecular function: phospholipid scramblase activity. The record is from RefSeq and is a predicted model, not a curated record. Gene Ontology annotation, biological process: plasma membrane phospholipid scrambling. Gene Ontology annotation, cellular component: plasma membrane. The transcript is spliced from 7 exons.